Messenger RNA from Pomacea canaliculata, 5665 nucleotides. RefSeq names its product ras-related protein Rab-7L1-like. Gene Ontology annotation, molecular function: GTP binding; GTPase activity. Gene Ontology annotation, biological process: vesicle-mediated transport. The transcript has 5 exons. Gene Ontology annotation, cellular component: vesicle; Golgi apparatus; trans-Golgi network. NCBI's taxonomy places the organism in Eukaryota, Metazoa, Mollusca, Gastropoda, Architaenioglossa, Ampullariidae. The record is from RefSeq and is a predicted model, not a curated record. Bases 393 to 1028 code for a protein of 211 amino acids.
CCCAUGUGAUGGGUCAUGUGAUCUCGAGAACUCGCUUGUUUUCAACUGUAGUCAGUAUUUCUUCGGAUAAAUUGUGCGAGCGGUCCUAUGUUACGGUAGUCCGUAUAUUCUAAAAUCUGUAAAAAUAUAUCUCUCCUAAAUUAACAAUGAAUUUUUUAUGUGGAAAGCACCAACAGAUAUCUUUUCAAUUUCGACAUGCUUGAGUGCCACUGGAUGGGUGCAGAGUGUCAAUGGAUGCUCACCCGUGAACAAACUUGGCGUUGAAAACACGGCUGACAACUAUUAAAGAUACAUGUAACAAGUGUAGUUGAUUUACCCAGAGCGGUAGUUUUAUAGGAGAAGUAUCAGUAAAAGUGGUGAAGCAUUAAAUAUUGUGACAGUUGGUGAUCGAAAUGUCAGAAGAGGUACUUUUCAAAGUAAUCAUUAUAGGGGAUCCUACUGUCGGAAAAACAUCCUUUGUACAUCGUUAUGUCAAUUAUUCAUUCCGACGGGACUACAAAAUGACCAUAGGGGUUGACUUUGCCCUGAAGGUGAUUCGAUGGUCAGACAAGUGUAACAUCAAACUCCAGCUCUGGGACAUAGCAGGUCAAGAGCGAUUCACCUCUAUGACACGUGUCUACUAUAAGGAUGCACAUGCCUGUAUUGUGAUGUUUGACUUGACCCAGAAGAACACAUUUCAGAAUGCCGUGAGAUGGAAAAAAGACUUAGAUAGCAAGUGUGCUCUUGCAGAUGGCUCUGCAGUUCCUUGCCUACUUUUGGCCAACAAGUGUGACUUGCCUCACCGUGAAGUGGAACAGGGCGAGAUUGAAGAGAUGUGCAAGGAGCAUGAUUUUCUGGGUUGGAGUGAAACAUCGGUCAAAGAUUACAACAUGAUAGAGGAGUCCAUGAAUUUUCUUGUUGAGGAAAUGAUGGCAAAGCAUGCAGAAAUGGAGGGAUUUUCAGAGUCACAUCCUCAGGGAGGUGGGCCCAUCCGUCACCUAAGUAAAGAUGAUGAAAGCACUGAAGUAUCAAAUCGAUGUUCUUGUUGAUGAUGUCUUUGAUUUCAAGGUAAUCGCUAGAACACAGGUGUGGGUGUGUGUGAAUGUGUGCAUGCACAUUUGUAUGUAUGUAUGCAUUGCACACGUACACGUGUUACCAAUAUCAAUAUUUUUGCAUAUAUUGCAGACAAGUUUCUUGCAUCUUUGAAGAAUAGUUAUUGGUGUUAUACCAAGUGCAUUUGAUAUGAAGCAAUAGUUUUUGUAUGUAUGCUUUAAUCUUGUUUAAGUUUUAAUUACUGUUGUUUGAACAGUCACAAGCACAAACAACAAUUUGUCAAGAAGAUAACUCCCCGCUACCCCCCAGUAAAGUUUUUUCCUCCUUUAGCAAAUAUUCUGUAUUAUUUUCACAGUAACAACGUCAGACCAUUUUAAACAACACAGUUUUAUGAAAUGCUCUGAAGAUGGUCAUAGUAUGAUUGCAAGGCUGUUAUUAUUGUGAUAAAUGUGGCACUUUUUUUGUUAUGUGAAGUUUAUAAGACUGCAGUUGAAUUUAGAUGAUUGUGGACAGAAAUUUUGUCUGUUGGAGCAAUUGAGUGUAAAGUAAAACGUGUUAAUUUAAUGAAAUGCGAAAAACAUACUUUUCUAGAAAAAUGGACUCAUGAGUACAUAAAACUCGUGCUGUGUGAAAACACUUUAUUUUCUGCACAUUUUUAUAUGUUGGCUUGAUGAUAAGCAGAUUGGAUUAUCCUAAAGAAAAUAUGGAAUAAUGAAUGCGAGGGUGCUGUAAAUGUUUGAAGUCUCCUUGACUUGAUCACAGUGAACAGAAAAUGGUAACAGUUGUUGUAACUGAACAUACUUGAUAUGUUAGUAUUAACAGGAAGUGUAAGGGUAUGGCCUAAUUGAAUGAUAUGGGUGGGUAUUGUUCUUCAUGUUCCUAUUCGCCCCCAGUGGAGCAUAGGGCCUCAUGGGUGAGUAUGCAAGUCCAAAAUUCUGCAAAGGAUUAAGCAAGUGCAAAUUAUCUGUUGACUGUGAAAAAUCACCAAUGGGAACCCCAAGUGAGUUGUUUAAGAUUUUUAGGAAGGAUAUCCAGGCUUUUUCCAUCUACUCCUGCUUCCUAGCAAGAAAUUGCCAAUUUUACAGGUUUUGUUCCAAAGGCUGCAAGGUCUUCAGCCCUAGUGCCUUUGUUAUGUUUAUCAUGCCAAGAAUGUGUGUGCCUUCUUAUUCAUCAUGACAGACACUGCAAAGUAAUUUGGGGUCCACGUUAAGACUGGUGGUAUACUGUGUUUAGACUUAGAAACGGUUUGCUAAGAUUAGACUGAAAUCGCAAUGUAUGGCUAAGACUUUCAGACCAAAGUGCAGUUUGCUCAGCUUGUGGAUUGAGCAAUAUACUUCAAGUUAAGGCAGGAAUUUUGGGGAUUGGGAGUAUUGCAAGUUUGCAGAUAGUAAUGAUGGUCUUAGCCUUAGAUGAACGUCUUACUGCUUAGAGUACUUCAUCCUCUUUAGAGUACUUACUGUUUUUGUUGCUGUUUAAUUUUUACAACCAUUGAGGUAAUGGUAAGUGAUUUUUAUGUAUGGUUGUGCAAGUUAAAUUAUAAGGCCUUCAGGAGCUGUUACUUGCACAAAUACUAGACCAGUUUCUGUGGACCAGUAACAAUUAACCAAGCCUGCCAUAGUUUUAAAGUCUUCAGAUACUAGGCUGUGAAAGGCCAUCCUGUGAUGUUAUAUGAAUAUGCAGUUUUACACUGUGAAAAGGUGGAAGUGUUUAUGUGAUAGGUUGUUUGCAGUAAAUGUUCUGGUUGAUUGUUCAGUAUUCAGAAGACGUUACAGAAAGAUGAUUUUGAGUGCUAUAAGCUCAUAAAAACUCACUUUUGGCAUGCAAAGAAUACAAAGUGCUGAUGAUUUCUGCUUUAAGAAUAGUUUUAAAAUGGCUACUAUAGUUUUACUGUCUUUUUAAAAUUUCUGUGAUUUUAGUGUUUUGUCAAACUUUGGCUUUUUAUAAUUUAUCAUAUUUUGACAAAAAUAGUGGUCAUUUUUGACAUCCUCAAACCUGGGAGCAACAAAUGUUACAAAAUCUUGUUAGUUUAAUCUUUGUGGUUUUUAGUUUGAGACCAUACAUUCCAAAGGGUUUAUUUUGCAACAUUCCUAUAAAUAUAUUUGAUUAUAAAACUAAUGUUAUGGCUUACACUCAUGAUUAGAAACAACAAAAGUUUCAAAAAAUAAUAUGUAUGUCCCUAAACUCUUUCAAACAUGCAAAUGAUUUUUUCCUGGCUUGACAUGUUUUAGAAUUAUGUAUCUAGUUUAAUUCACAGUACAUCACUGACAGCUGGAAGGUGCUUUGAAAACUACACCAUUAAUGAAGUCCACAUUUUUGUUUUUCAAUUAACCUUUGCACAGCUUACAUUCAACCAAAAGAUCAUUCCUUAAUACGAUGUAAUUUUAACCACUUUUGAACACAUUUUCAAAAUCUAUUUUUAACUACUUUAUCAAAAACCAAAAAAAAAACCAAUCAACAUUUAAUAAGCAUAAUAAGAGAUGGAGUUGUGGUUGGGGAGGCAAACAUUUUUAAGUAUAAAGAUGUGUCAAAAUAAAUUAAUUUGCAUUUUAAUGUGUGAUACUUUGAUGCCAAAUGUUGUGUUUCCUGAAGAUGAUUUUAAUAAGUGUCUGUGUGCAAUUUUGCCAUGAGAUUUGUGUGUUUGUUAUAAAGUUUGCUUUGUCAAGUGCUACAUAUGGGUAGCAUACUUUUUAAUGUCAGGAAAAUGGGAGAGAUAACAAGAUUCAUUUUACAUAAAUCUUUAAAGACCUAUUGUUGUAAUUUUUUUACUUUGCUGCAAAAUAAUGAACCUAAAAAUGAGGAAAUAUCCUCAUUGUUUGCAAAAUUCAAAGCUUUAAACAAUACUUCUGCCCAAGAUGAGUUAAAAUCACUCAUUUUAAGUGAAAAAAAAUCGUUUCAGUGGGUCUUUAAGAACCAAACUUGUCAAAAUAUUUGUUCACACUAGCUUGUAGGACUUUCAUGUCCAGAGUAUGACAAGUGACAAUUUUGUUUUAUUUUAUUUCAUUAUGUUAAUGUAUAUUUUAUUUUUGCUGGAUGCCUCUUUCUUACUGAUUGACAUAAUAGUUGUGUAUUGUAGACAAUUGUUAUUAAAUUGGGGCAGAUUUUUCUGGUGCACUUUUCUUGGAACAAAUGGCUGCUGGUUAAAGGAACUGUCACAGCCCACCCAGCAGAGAGGGUACCUGAUUUAUCAGGUAAGACAAAGAUGGUAGACAGAGGGUUGGCCUCUGCUUUCCCUAUGUCAUAGAGACAUGGUGAACCAUUGGGCUCAUUGCCAUAGAGACAUGGUGAAUCAUUAUAUUCAUUGCCCUUACUACUAGGCAGUCAAACCAUUUUGUGAUGAGCGGUCAGGUUUUGUUUACGUAUAUAUUUGAAUAGGUUUCUACAAUUUUGAGGUGAAAGAAGUUUUAUAAAGGCAGCAAUGCCGAUAAAAUGGCUUUAACACUUUGAGUGACAUUGUAACAUAAUGCUGCUAAGCGUAUAGUCUGAGAACGUCCAGUUAUGAUGGCCAGCCUAAAAAAAAUACUCUCCCACACACAAAAAUCUAUUGACAGAUCCAUAGAAAGGAUAACAGGAGAUGAUGCCAUGAAGUCAGCCAUCGGAAGCUUUUCUUAGAAGUGAGAAAAUUGGCAUUGAAGAACAAAUAUUUAUCUAGUCUUAUGUCCCCCAUCCAUGUUCAACAAUUAGUUCUUAAGUUUAGAUCUUUUACUUUGUUGUGAAAAUCAGAUUUGAGAAGGGUUUUAGAAUGCUUGCAAAUCCAGAACAGAUGCAAAAUAUGAUAUAGAAAAAUGUAGGUGAUGCAGUCAGAUUGCCCAUUUAGUACUAUCCUUAAAUCCUCUCUGAAAACAGAAAUUAAUUUUAAGCCCUUGCCCAAUUUGAUUUAGUGUGACCAUUGCUACAAUAUGACUAAUGGUGCCAUAAACAUGCUUCGCAUUUGUACUUUCAAUCUUUUGAAUUUGCUAGCACACAAAGUGUAACAAUAGGUUUAUAUGAGAAGUUUGGUUAGUAAAGUUUGAGACUGAAUAUAGAGGUAGUUAUACCUGGAAAGAAUAUAAAGAGGUGGGAGGUACUAAUAGUAGCCCUUUAGUUGAUCACAUUAAAAAUCUAAAAGUGAUUACAACUAAAAGUAUCCUGCAAUCAAUUAUUCACGGUUAGAUGUAGCAGUGUUGCACAGUUCAUUUCAGUUAUUUGAGUAAAAAAUACAUGAGUGAACAAAACUUAUGCGUAUAAUAUUAAUGCACCGAUAUUUGUGUUCUUUUUUAUGAUUGUACCUUUUGAUAUAGAUUAUUAUACAUAGCCAGUAAUUUUGUUGUUUACAGUUUUUACAAUUAAGGAAGAGCAAAAUUAUACUAUGCAGAUUUUACUUUUGUUCUGGAGGUGGGACCAUAUUUGCAUACUUUGAGCUUUUUGAAAAGAGGUGGUGAAAGGUGGCUGGUUAUGGUUCAGCAUCUAAUCAGUGGAUCAGUAUUACCAGCAUGAGUAGGUUUAAAGAACUUUUAGUCACCUCACUAUUGUUCUAUACAGUGUGAGUUAUACAGGGUAUAUAUAUAUACCUUUUUUCUGUACUUUCAAUGAUGAGUAACAUGUUUACAAAUUUCUAUUAGACCAUCUGUGUUAAAUAAAAUGAGUUUGUAUUUGC